Prorocentrum cordatum is the source of this 3330-nucleotide messenger RNA. Lineage: Eukaryota; Dinophyceae; Prorocentrales; Prorocentraceae. The record is from the annotation of a GenBank genome assembly.
AUGCAGUGCGCCAAGGGCGCGGGGGAGCAGCUCCUCGCGUGCUACCUGCGAGGCGCGCCGCCGCCCCCACGGGCAAGGUCGGCCGCUGUCUCCGAUGCUUUGCGACAUGUUCUGCAGCAGGGCCCCUCUCGCGCCAUGGCCUACCUCGACCUUUUUGCGGGGGCCGGCGCCGUCGGCAGAUGGCUCCGCCGGCACUCUGCGCACAACGUCCUACGACUGGAUUUGAACCGCAACCCUGCUUUCGACUUCAGUUGCACAGCUGUCUGUAGGACGCUGUGUGGCUGGAUCGGGUCGCGGCAUGUCCCGAGCUGCCGCUUCUUCUCCGCUGCCGACCGACAUCGCCUCGGCUGCGUCACGCUCCGCGGGGGGCACUCCGCAGGCCUGCCGCUCCCGCGCUUGGCGCUGGCGGUGCUGCUGCUGCAACUGGUCGAACAGCUCGGCGACCUCCUGCACCUUGGCGGUGAGCGCGGGCGGGAUGCAGCGGUGGACGGGAACUUGCUCUGCGCGGGCCUCUCGGGCGGAAGGCCAUUAAAUCAGCGCGCGGCCGCCGUCUACCUCGGGCGUGCCCGCGACCUCGACAGGACCAACAGGUCCGACUCGGCGCGGCCCUGGGCCGACCAGCCGCGCCCGAAGCUGCGUUCAGACAGCCCGAGCCAUGACCACCACGCCCUCGCGGGCCCUCUAGCCCGGGGCCCUCGGCGUCAGCUUAAGCCCGGAAAUUUCCACGCGGGGGCCGGGGCUACGCCGCUCGGCGGCUCGAGCUGGGCCGACCGCAUGCCACAGCUCGGCUGGCGGGCCGCGGCCGCAGCCUCCCCGAAAGGCCCCUCCACGAGAUGGAGGAGGGACUCUGCCCCGCCAGCACCGGCAGCGGCAACAGACCCCAAAGAGGAGACCAACGGCAUGAAGGAGGCGGCCGGGCCCGCCGCGCGGGCGGGGCCGAGCGGCGCUGCGGCGGAGGGUGCUGCCGCGGAGUCGGCGGCCCAGGGUUCGGAGCCCCCUCCGCCGGCCAAGUGGACGUGCGUGAAGUGCGACGAGCCGAACAAGGCCGAGCGGGACCACUGCAACAACUGCGGCGCUCCUCGACCGACGCCGGCCUCGACGCCUGACCCAGGUCGCAGCCUGGACGGUGCCUCUCCAGCAGGGUCCGACGCGGCUGAUGAACUCCUCAAGCAGCUCUUGAAGGGCGAGACGGAGAAGCCGCAGGCGAAUCCGCCCAAAGCAGCAGGAAAGUGGACUUGCCCGAAGUGCGACGAGCCCAAUAAGGACGAGCGGAACACUUGCAACAAUUGCGGCUGGGUGAAAAGAAGCAAUUCAGUCGUCUCCCUGGGCUCCUCGGACGACGGCGACGCCCCCCCCGCCAGCGGUGCCGCGGCACAGGCGGCGCCUCCGAAGCUCGUGCUGGAGACUGGGGCCAAAGUCCAGCUCGGCGGUCUGAAGGCAGCGCCCGCGCUGAACGGCCAGCAGGGCACCUGCACGAAGUGGGACGCCGAGAAGAGCCGCUGGCACGUGCGCCUGCAGAGCGUCGGGAAGGUGGUUGUGGUGAAGCCCGACAAUCUCGAGGUCAUCGCCAGCUUCGCCGCCGCGGAGCGCGGCAAGAGCAGCAGCAGCAGCAGCAGCUCUGGCAGGAAAAAGAAGAAGAAGAAGAAACGCAAGAAGAGCAGCUCUAGCAGCUCCAGCUCAAGCAGCAGCUCCAGCGUCUCGGGCAGCAUGGAGAAGUUCAUCGGCGGGGCCGCGGAGAAGAAGAGGCCUGGCAGCCGGGCGCAGCCGCUCCCAGCGCCGCAGCGGCUCCCGGCGGCGCAUGGUCACCCAGAUGCGCCGGGGGCGCAGUGCGUCCCGCCCGGUGAGGCGGCGGAGCUCUCCGAGACACCGGCGCCCCUCGGGGGAGUGGUGGGCAGUGCCACGAGGGCGUGGCGUUCGGAGGCGGUCGUCAUCGGCAAAGGGCCCACCACCCGCAGCAGCGGCCCCAGCAAGGGAGAGGCGAAGGGCGACCUCGUGCCCUGGCAGUACCAGUCCAUGGAGAAGAAGAUCCGGGAUAUGCAGGCCAAAGACGCCAAGGAACUCGAGCAGGCGGGGGAGCACAUGGGCCACGUGGAGAAGGAGAACGCGCAGCGCUGGAAGGCCGAACCCGACAGUCUCAAGGCGAUGCGCCGUGACAUCAAGCGCGUCGAGGGGCUCGUGGCUACGGCUGACCAGGACAUCAACACCACAAAUGCCGACAUCGAGUGGCUGGAGGUCAAGCUCGCCUUCCAGCAGGAGCAGCUGGCCAAGCGCGACAAGGACCUCUUGGCGGCGAGGGUCCUCCUGGUCGACUUCGGCAAGCAGCAGCUCCAGGGGGUCGGAGGCGGAGGAGCCCGCGUCGCGGCCAACCGCUUCGUGCAGGCGCGCGCGGCGGCCAUCCUCGCUGCGAGGAGGGCCGAGGUGGGCGACGGCAUGGGCCAGCGCGGCAAGGCCAGGGGGGGCGCCCGCGCAGCUGGCGAGCAGGCCGAGGGCGCAGGGCGCCAGGCGCUCGGGCGCAGCGCGGCCCCAAGCAAUCCUGCGACGCUGGCGCGCCUCCUCCUGCUGAUGACAGUCUACGCCUGGGAGUGGAGCGGCAUCAUCGGGGCCUUCCGCACUGGGGACUGGAAGGCGACGCGCCCCCCUUGCACCUCCGCGGACAAGGGCGGCGCCACUGGCAGCGAGGUCGCGGCAGUCCGCUCGCACCUCCAGGUGGGCGACGUCGCGGCGGCUACCGUGCACUUGCGCCCCGCGCUGGGAUUCGCCGAGCGCGACAGAGCCGCGCUCGUCGCUUCGGGGGCCCUCCUGGCGCAGACGCGCACGCCGUUGUGGGUGACCAGCCUUGGCGGCGAAGCUCACCCCCCCGGCGCCGCGGUCGCCUGCGACGAGGGCCGCGGGCGCCUGCUGGACUGCGGCAUCGCCGCGAAGGUUUCGCGCGCGCACCUUUUCCAGCUGUGGGCCCACUGGGCGACGACGCUCAGAGGCGCCCGCCGGCGGUGGCGGCGCCGGGCCCUCGAAGCCCCGGGCAGCCCCCCCGCGGCCCAACGCGGCAAGCGCAAGGCAGACCCAGAGAGCAAGCGGUCACGGCUGCGACGGACGGCUCUGGCUAUGAGGGCUGCGUGGCUACCAGAUGCGAUCUGCGAAACUCGGCGCGACGCGCCCCGGCGGGACUCGCUGCGGCGGGAAGCGCCGCGGCGCGACGCGGAUCGGGAGCGGCACAACGAGAUCUCGCUGCAGCUGGCUGGUCGGACCAGCGCGCGACGACAGCUCCAGAGUCUCAUCAGAGUACUCCAUGGCUUCCAGUACUGCCUGACGUCGCAGAGCUGCACCUUGUAG